Molecule: messenger RNA, 2999 nt
Organism: Thamnophis sirtalis
Lineage: Eukaryota; Metazoa; Chordata; Lepidosauria; Squamata; Natricidae
Source: RefSeq, a predicted model, not a curated record
UUAGGAUAGUAUAGAAAACCUAUUGGAGUCUCAAUUGACACCGUCCUGGGUGAGGGUCGUGUGGGUGUCACGUUCUCCACCACCUACCAUGGCAAUGAGGGAGUUGGUGGAGCCAGAGUGUGGGGGCUCUAAUCCUUUGAUGAAGCUAGCUAGCCACUUCACUCAGGACAAGGGCCUGCAACAAGAAGGACUCCAGGGCUCCCUAGUGUGGCCUCCCACUGGCCCAGUAGCAGAUGUGGUGCCCAAACCUCUUGGAAGAGCCACGGAAGAUGAUCUGGUGGCAGAGUUCCUUCAAGAGCAGAAUGGCCCCAUGCUCUCCCGCGGCCCACAAACAUUCAAGAUGGAUGAUCUGUUGGCUGAGAUGCAGGAAAUUGAGCAAUCUAAUUUCCGACAGGCCCCACAGAGAGCUCCAGGAGUGGCAGCGCUGGCUCUCUCGGAGAACUGGGCCCAGGACUUCCUUGGUGCAUCUGAUAAUGCAGUUGAUGUUUCCGGCGCAGAUGAUGAUGAUGCCGAUUGGUCUCAGGAGUUCAUUGCCGAGGUUACAGAUCCAUUAUCCGUAUCUCCUGCCAAAUGGGCAGAAGAGUAUUUGGAGCAGUCAGAGGAGAAGCUGUGGCUGGGUGAAUCAGAAGAUCAGACCUCGGCUGAUAAAUGGUAUGAGGAAUAUCAGCCUGAAGACGAUCUGAAAAAAACAGCUAAUGAUUUUCUUGCAAAAGUGGAUGAUCCCAAACUGAAUAAUUCUGAGUUCCUAAAAUUUGUUCGCCAGAUUGGAGAUGGGAGGGUAUCCAUCGAGGCCAAUCGGGUGACCAUUAAUCCCAGGGACCAGGAUAAGGCAGAGCAAUGGGCAACUGAGUUUAUUCAGCAGCAGGAUACAUCUGAAGCCUGGGUAGAUCAGUUUGCACACACUGGGAAUGCGCUGGAGCCAGAUUCAGAAUUUGAGCAGGCCAAGACUGCCGUGGAGUCAGAUGUGGAUUUUUGGGACAAAUUGCAGGCUGAGUGGGAAGAGAUGGCCAAGCGAGACGCAGAGGCUCAUCCUUGGCUAUCAGAUUAUGAGGAUUUUGCCAGCUCCACUUACGACAAGGGAUACCAGUUUGAAGAAGAUAACCCUGUACGGGACCACCCACACCCUUUUGAGGAGGGGCUGAAAUGUCUGGAGGAGGGGCAUCUCCCCAACGCUGUCUUAUUCUUUGAAGCUGCUGUGCAACAAAAGCCUGACCAUAUGGAGGCUCCCACAGUUGAUUGUCCACCAAUUACCUGCAGUGCUUUUGUUUUGGGAAAACUGUCUGAGCAGUUUCAACAAUUCUCAGGACUUGACCUUGGUGGGUGCCUGGAGUUGCAGCCCGGAAACCUCACUGCACUCAUGGCUUUAGCUGUCAGUUUCACCAAUGAAUCGCUGCAGAAGCAGGCAUGUGAAACCUUGCGCGACUGGCUGUACCACAAACCGGCCUACGCUCAUCUGAUGGGAAAAGAACCCGAAGGGGAGAAAUCUAGCCCAGGUCUGGGCUCCUCCAAACGUGUUCUGGGUUCCCUCCUAACUGACUCACUUUUUCAUGAGGUGAAGGAAUUGUUCUUGGCAGCUGUCCGUAGCAACACCGAUGUGGUGGACCCUGAUGUGCAAUGCGGUCUGGGUGUUCUCUUCAACCUGAGUGGCGAGUAUGAGAAGGCUGUGGAUUGCUUCACUGCUGCCCUGAGCUCACGGCCAAAUGAUCAUCUCCUUUGGAACAAGUUGGGAGCCACCUUAGCCAACGGGAACCGGAGUGAGGAAGCUGUAGCUGCUUACCGGCAGGCGCUGGAACUGCAGCCGGGCUAUAUACGUUCUCGUUACAACCUAGGCAUUAGUUGUAUCAAUUUAGGAGCCCAUAGAGAGGCUAUAGAACACUUCUUGGAAGCCUUGCAGAUGCAGCAGAAGAGUCGCGGGCCACGGGGCCAACAGGGAGCCAUGUCUGACAACAUCUGGAGCACCCUCCGUAUGGCCCUCUCCAUGAUGGGCCACAGCAACCUCUAUCAAGCAGCAGAUGCCCACGACCUUCCUACCCUCCUACAGGCUUUUGCUCUUCAGCAGUGACUCCUGGAUGGGCUCCCUUGUGAAUGCAGGAGGAGCCCUCCCCCAUACUAGUCCCUUCUUUCUCUUCCCACACAGACAAAAAUGGCCAAGUCAGGGACACUUCCCUUUUAAUUCUCAAGCUGUCCUUGGAAACAGCAUAAACACCUAUUUUCUGUCUCCUUUUUAGGGCAGGUCACUGGUUUACAUGUUGUGCUGGAUCUGUAAAAUUAAGCUUCCUUAUCCUAUGCAAAUCCAGCAAGGAAUGGUACCUACUGUGUGCCUGUCCCAGCCUGCAAAAUUUAGUUUAGGAAGGGGGGAAAAAAGCCCCUUGAGCAGAAAAGUAUUUAGAUUUCCCUUCAGCGGUGUCUUCUAGGCACAGAUUUAAAAGUAGUGUGCUUUUUUCUUAUAGGUCAGUCUCUGUGAUAACAAGGAAAGGAAUUCUGGCCCUUGAAGACGGACAUUAGUGUUACCUGCUAAAUCUCUUGCAGAGUAUUUAUGCUGAUGUUCUUUGCACAUCCGGUUAAGAUGGUUUCGUUAGGUUGAAACAAAAUAUGAAUUUUGGACUCUGGACUUGAAAAGUGCUGCUAAUUUUACAGAGACAACAGAAAGGGAAUGAACACUGCUUAUGAAGUAGCAACGUAGCCGAUGUCACCACCCCAGAGAUGGGAAAGGAGCAGCUGGGUAUUUAUUAAAGCAAGAAUGUAUCUGGGAAGCAGCAAACUUGGCAGUUACCAGAAAUGCAAAGUGUGGGCCAAGAACUUUCUCUUAAUUACCCCUCUGCCUUUUCGGUUCCCCAUAAAGUGGUUGGGCUAUCUCUUUUCAUCAGGCUUUUCCCUUUGGUGUAAUUGGCUCUUUAUAAAUAUAUGUAUAUGAUUUUUGUUGGGAAAAUGUUUUUAAAUUGUAAAGUAUUUUGUAUAAUAGAAAGUGAAAGAAUAAAACCUGCCAAAUUAAGCUGUCA